Messenger RNA from Callorhinus ursinus (northern fur seal), 3809 nucleotides. RefSeq names its product chloride voltage-gated channel 1 (gene CLCN1). Gene Ontology annotation, cellular component: plasma membrane. The record is from RefSeq and is a predicted model, not a curated record. Gene Ontology annotation, biological process: transmembrane transport; chloride transport. Gene Ontology annotation, molecular function: voltage-gated chloride channel activity. Lineage: Eukaryota; Metazoa; Chordata; Mammalia; Carnivora; Otariidae.
AUGGAGCCAGCUGGGUCCCUGCGGCGUGGGGGUGAACAAAGCUGGUGGGGUAGUGCUCCCCAGUACCAGUAUAUGCCCUUUGAACACUGCACCAGCUACGGACUGCCCUCUGAGAAUGGGGCCCUUCAGCACAGGCUCCGGAGGGAUGCAGGCCCCCGGGCCAACACCCGCCCCACGCAGAUUUAUGGCCAUUACAAACAGCAGUUCUCAGACAAGGAGCAGGACCCAGGGAUGCCCAAGAAGACGGGCUCCAGUGAGAGCGUGGACAGCAAGGCUGAGGAACACUAUUCUAAAUGUCAAGGCUGUGUGCACCGCCUGGGACAUGUGGUGAGAAGAAAAUUAGGAGAAGACUGGAUCUUUCUGGUGCUCCUGGGACUGCUUAUGGCUCUGGUUAGCUGGAGCAUGGAUUAUGUCAGUGCCAAAAGCCUCCAGGCCUACAAGUGGACCUAUUACCAGAUGCAGCCCAACCUGCCUUUGCAGUACCUGGUCUGGGUCACCUUCCCACUAACUCUCAUCCUCUUCAGUGCCCUCUUCUGCCACCUCAUCUCUCCCCAGGCUGUUGGCUCUGGAAUCCCUGAAAUGAAAACAAUACUCCGUGGGGUCAUCCUGAAGGAAUAUCUCACCCUCAAGGCCUUUGUGGCCAAGGUUGUGGCCCUGACUGCGGGGCUGGGCAGUGGCAUUCCUGUAGGGAAGGAGGGCCCCUUUGUCCACAUCGCCAGCAUUUGUGCCGCUGUCCUCAGCAGGUUUAUGUCGAUGUUUUGUGGGGUCUAUGAGCAGCCAUACUAUUACACUGACAUGCUGACGGUGGGCUGCGCGGUAGGAGUCGGCUGCUGCUUUGGGACGCCACUUGGAGGAGUGCUGUUCAGCAUCGAGGUCACCUCUACCUACUUCGCUGUGCGGAACUACUGGCGAGGAUUCUUCGCGGCCACGUUCAGCGCCUUUGUUUUCCGCGUGCUGGCCGUGUGGAACAAGGAUGCGGUCACCAUCACUGCUCUCUUCAGAACCAAUUUCCGAAUGGAUUUCCCCUUUGACCUGCAGGAGCUCCCAGCCUUCGCCAUCAUCGGGAUUUGCUGUGGCUUCCUGGGAGCGGUAUUUGUGUACCUGCAUCGCCAAGUCAUGCUCGGUGUCCGAAAGAACAAGGCCCUCAGCCGGUUUCUGGCGAAGCACCGCCUGCUGUAUCCCGGAAUAGUCACCUUUGUCAUCGCCUCAUUCACCUUUCCGCCAGGAAUGGGUCAAUUCAUGGCUGGAGAGCUGAUGCCUCGUGAAGCCAUCAGUACCCUGUUUGACAACAACACGUGGGUAAAGCAUGUGGGUGACCCUGAAAGCCUGGGCCAGUCGGCUGUGUGGAUCCACCCACAGGUCAACGUGGUCAUCAUCAUCUUCCUCUUCUUCAUCAUGAAGUUCUGGAUGUCCAUCGUGGCCACCACUAUGCCUAUACCCUGCGGAGGCUUCAUGCCUGUGUUUGUGCUAGGAGCUGCAUUUGGAAGGCUGGUAGGAGAGAUCAUGGCCAUGCUAUUCCCUGAUGGUAUCCUAUUUGAUGACAUCAUCUACAAGAUCCUACCUGGGGGCUAUGCAGUAAUUGGGGCAGCGGCGCUGACUGGUGCAGUAUCCCACACAGUCUCCACAGCUGUGAUCUGCUUUGAAUUAACGGGUCAGAUUGCCCACAUCCUACCCAUGAUGGUGGCUGUCAUCUUGGCCAACAUGGUGGCUCAGAGCCUGCAGCCCUCUCUCUAUGACAGCAUCAUCCAGGUCAAGAAGCUACCCUACUUGCCUGACCUUGGUUGGAACCAGCUCAGCAAAUUUACCAUCUUUGUUGAGGACAUCAUGGUACGUGAUGUGAAGUUUGUUUCAGCCACUUGCACGUACGGGGAAUUGCGAACCCUGCUCCAGACCAGCACGGUCAAGACUUUACCACUGGUUGAUUCAAAAGAGUCAAUGAUCCUGCUGGGCUCCGUGGAGCGGUCAGAGCUGCAGGCCCUCCUUCAGCGCCACCUGUGCCCCGAGCGGAGGUUGCGGGCGGCCCAGGACAUGGCCAGGAAGCUGUCUGAGCUGCCCUUUGACGGAAAGCCUCGGCCAGCGGGCAAGGGACACCAAGGCAUCUCACCCGAGGGCCGGAGGGAGUCCUUUGCCUUUGUGGAUGAGGAUGAAGACGAGGACCUCUCUGGGAAGCCCCAGCUGCUUCCUCUCCCUCCUCCUCACCCCUUUCCUACUGCCCCACUCUCCCCCGACGAGUCCAAUGGGCCCCUGCCCAGCCACAAACAGCAGCUAGAAGCACCGCAGCCGGCAGGUCAAAGACCCUCUGUCUUUCGGUCCCUGCUGCGCUGCUUGCUGGGCAGACCUCGCCCCACGAAGAAGAAAACAACCCAGGAGCCAGCGGAUUUCGUGGACAACAUGUCACCUGAAGAGAUUGAGGCCUGGGAGCAGGAACAGCUGAGCCAGCCUGUCUGUUUUGACCACUGCUGCAUUGACCAAUCUCCCUUCCAGCUGGUGGAGCAGACGUCCCUGCACAAGACCCACACGCUGUUCUCGCUCCUUGGCCUCCACCUUGCUUAUGUGACCAGCAUGGGGAAGCUCAGGGGCGUGCUGGCAUUGGAAGAGCUGCAGAAGGCCAUUGAAGGGCACACCAAGUCUGGGGUGCAGCUCCGCCCUCCCCUCGCCAGCUUCCGGAACACGACUUCCACCCGGAAGAGCCCCGGCUGCCCGCCCCCUCCCACAGAGGCCUGGAGCCUUCCUGAGGACGGAGCUGGGGCUGCUGGGGCAGGUGACGGGGCUCCCGCCUCCCCAGAGACCCCCGUGCCCUCCGCCUCAGCAGAGCCCCGUCUCUGCGCCGUCCUGGACAAGGCAGAGGGCGAGCUGGAGGAGCUGGGGCUGGCAGAGAGCCCAGGGCUGGAAGAGGGGCUGGCCGACAUCCUGCAGGGCCCCAGCCUGCGAUCCACUGAUGAGGAGGAUGAGGACGAGCUGGCCCUUUGACCACCUCCAGGACCUCCUCUUAAAGACCGUCCAGAGGCCCAGGCCGGAGGCCGGAUUUGUGUGGGGGCGGGAGGCGCGUCCUGAAGUUGGAGAGAUCACACCAACAUCCUGGCGCCUCCUGGGAAUUUUAAAAUGCGAUAGUGAUAGUCUUAGAAGAGGGUUGCAAUUUGGGCAGAGAGAGUAGCCUCGGUCAGCUAUUUAGGCUCUGUCCAGACGGGCAGGGGGUUCUAACCCCGGUGAAGGGCCUGAUAUUCCAUGGGGCGUCCUGAGCCGUCCUGGUGCGUGGGUGGGAAAUACCCUGCCUCUCUCGGCCUCCCCUCAGUCCCCUGCAGUCCCCUGGUGUCUUGUCCCAACACCUCCCCGGCUUUGCCCCUGUGUCUGCCAGGCUCCACAGGGGGAGGCCCACAAUGGCUGUGACCUUCAGAGGAGAGGGCAGCACCUCGUGGCCUCGCAGAGUGACAGCCCGGAAUACGCCGGCACAUCAUUCACACGCUCUCUCACAGCCCCCCACCCCGCUCCCCUGCUUGCUCACAUCCGCUGCCUGGAAUUUGCCUCCCCACUCCAUCCUGGCUCCCACUACCUGGGGGCAAGGGCCCUCACUAGAGCGGUGACCGGCCAGGCCCAUCGCCGCCCCCUCCUCGCCCCGGAUGUAAGCAGUGCGGUGUGGAUAAAGGAGCAGCAGCUCUGUGCAGAGAGCAGGUGUCUUGCUGCCGACCGCGCAGGCCUCCUUCAGGCACAAACCCGUCCUGUCUCACACCAACCAGCUUCCUCACGCUCCAGUUUCCAGGUCACCCCCUGGGAACGACACCCCGCUGCCCCCUGUCCUCACUGACCUCUCC